AUGCAGCCUUCCGGACGUGGAGACGCCAGUUUCCUCGCCGGCUCAGGUGGAGACGCGUCGGGGUCUGGAGCCGUCGGUACGAGCACCCAUCGGGGACGGUCACGCGGGCCAGCCUACCACAUUCAUCACUAUGGCGGUGCCGUGUCGUCCUCGUCUCAGUUCCCCAGCCGCGGGGGGUUUGCCCCUUUGAGGCGGCGAGAGAGAGAAGAUAACGGCUUCGAUCUCGAGACGGUAGACGACCGCGUUGUCGGACCGAAAGACCGAGACGCAGGCACGCGGCCCGAGAAGACAGGCGUCUCGAGGUCCGGGAGGUCGACGGACGCUGGAAGGUUUGCGGCCGGUCGUGGAAGCGGAGAGAACCCUCUGUUCGCUUCCGGGGCACCGGCGUUCGGGGACAGUUUGCCUGCAGCGACGCCCCGUGAGGGCGUUCAGGAGCGAGGUCGCGGCGCCGAGAGAUGCGUGGUCGGCGAAGGCGAGGCCGUCUCCGUGGCGUCGUUCGCGUCUUCGUAUUUCGUGUCUGUGUCGGGUUCACGAUCCGCGGCAGACCAGUCGCAGUACACUCGCAUGUCGACAUGCACGUCGACCGCCGUCCACGUCUUCAGCUCUUGUCUCGCGUCCCACGCGGGCUCGCACCCACACCGGGGGCCGAAGGACGCGGGAAGAGGAGCGGACGACGCGGGCGCAGCCUGGCUCGGUGCCGGGGUGGAGGCGCAAACUGCCGCGGGCUCGGCAAGAGAGGCCCUCGGAGCCUCCCUUGGAGCGCAACCAGAGCAGCUUGGAGGCGCGACCGCGGUCGGAGAGGGCGGCCAGACAGGCGGGCGUGGCCACAGGAGACAGAAGAGCGCCAGUCGCAGCCAUCAUAGCAGCGCGGCGAAACGAAAGGGCGAGCACUCGAGUCGCGGAGGAAGACAGGUGUCGGGGACGCGGAGAGGACACCAGAGAAGCAAAGGAAGAGAAGGAAACGUGCCGGGAGGCCCGGUGAAACUCACUGCAGAAGUGUUGUUGCAACUCGAAGAGAUGAGUGCAGCAAGUGUCGGGUCUCCGUCCACAGCUUUUCCGUGUCUCUCUCUGGGAAGCGCGACCUCGGCAGCCUCGCUUGCCCCUCGUGACUCGGAUCGUUCUUCUCUCCACUUCUACAAUGCCUCGUCGUCGCGCUGCGGUCCUUCCGCAGGUGUCUCGAAUUCUGCAUCUCGAAACGAAGACGAUUUCUUCUGGAUGGUGAAGCGUCGCGCCGAGGAGCUGCGCGACAAGUCCGGGGAGAUCGGGCGCCGCUGCGCCGCGUUUCAGCGGGCCGAGGGCCUUGUUUCUUCUUCCAGAGGUUCUGGCCCUCACCAGGAAGAAGCGAAGCUGGACAUGCAGCGCGAGAACCCUCGCGGGGCGGACCCCACAGUCUCCCCGGGGCCAGACGACGCGGGACAGCGAGACGGCGAGGGCCUUGCGGCGGGACCCAACGGGCGCGUCCGCGAGGCCGGAGACAGGAGACAGCCUGUGGGGACCGAGGCGCCGCUGUCUCUGCUUUCGUCGCUGUUUCCGUCCCUCGCAGGCGACUCGCGGGGCGACAGACGGACGCAGAAGGGUCCGCGAGACGACGGGGCGUCGAGCGGAAGCCAGGCGAGCAGUGAAGAGAGCACGAAAGGGACAGUCAACCACAAGUGCCGAGACGACAGCAAACUGAUCAAUUUGUGCGCGAACCCUUCGGACAUGUGGUACGGCCUGACAAUGUCGGAUGGCAAACCGGUAUGCGUGAGGCCGCGCCCCAACAAGUGGCAUGCGAACAACACGCGGAGACAAAGGAAGCAGCACAAGGACUUGCAGAAACGUCUCGCGCAGGCACAGACCAAAGCGACUGUCUCCCAGGCCGCUCCGUCUCGGUCCGCUUCCGGGCACUUUCCCAGCAAGAAGGCGGCGGGCGCGUCUGCCCACCGAGCUUCUGGAGGCGCCGCGCCCAAUUCCCACACCGUUCGGUACCCUCACCACGCCGGCAACGAGGCGAGUGUGAGUGCAGGCCUCGGCGCGGCUUCGAGUGUCCCUUCCGUCUCUCUCGGAGGGCCGGUGACGCCCGUCGUGGGAUCCAGCGGCUUCGUGCAUCCAACCAGGAUGAGCCUUGUCGCUGGUGUGGGCGCGUCUGCAGGCGCGACGCGGUCGCCCCGCGUCGGGCCUGCGUCGCUUGGAAAGGGUGAAGAAGGAAGAAGAGACGCGUUCUCGCUCCCCGUGGCGUUUCCUGUCUCUGGAGAGUCCCAGCGGGGCCAAGCCCCCGGAACGCUCCAGACAGCGACCGCGCAGGGCGGCCAGCCCGCGCGAGAGCGCACCAGCACGAUCCACCGCCGCCACCGAGAGCACAAGAAGCGCGGCAGAUCCUCUUCCUCGACCGCAGCCACUGGAGUUGCCUCUCCGUUUUUCCCGCCGGUGCCCGCUGUGGGCGCAGCUGGGGGCCCGCAGUUCGGCGGCAGUCCGGGCACUCCAGGCGUCGCGGGAGGGAGCGCCGCACACGCGGCGCCGCUGCCCCAGCACGGCAGCACGCGAGGCCGGAGGAGACACCAUCGCCACCACUCGAAGAAGAGCGCGGGACACGGGCCAGGGACUGCGGCCUCAAGCUUGCCUGCGGGCCCCGGGUUGGGCGCGGCGGGCGUGCAGGAGCCGAGUCUCGGAUAUGCGUUCUCGCCGCCCCCACCGAGUUUUGGACCGGGCGACCGAGAGAGAGAGAGAGAACACCCCGGCGGUGGUGCCUCGGACGAUGUGGCGCGUGUGAACCACGCUGGCGGCGACCGAGAGAACGGGGGGAGAGGAGCGGAAGCAAACCGCGUCGUCUUUGUGGCGCUGCCUGGACUCGGAGCAACAGGGCCUUCCGGGACUGCGCGGCCAGCGCGGACGUCGCCCGCGCCACUGAUGAAGAGCUUCGCUUUUCAGGCGGGCUCGGGGUUCCCUCAGAGCACAGGCGGGCCACCGGGCGGCGCAGGCGAAGGGCGCGGAGGCGCGCAGCGGCCGCUGAGGCGCGCGCGCCUCGAUGAAGCAGGCAGCUUCGUCCCGAUUUGUCCCCCGGGGAAAGGUGCGGCAGGCCGCUCGCCGCAACUGGGGCCCGUCGCAUUUCCGGGAGAGUUCAAGAUGCCGCGGCCGGUCGUUUUCCCCCCGGGAGAUCGCCGCCACCGCCUACCCAAAAAGCUCCGCGCCGGAGGCUCAGGCCCUGUCUCCGCGGGAGUUGCCUCGGGAGGCGCCGGCGCGCAGUUGGGAGCGGGCGGCGGGGCGGGCUGGGUGCCCAGCGGCGGCGGGCGACCGGACACUGACAAGGGACUAGGGUCUGUGGGGCGCGCAGAAGACGUUUCGGCGACGGCUGCAGCUGCGGCGAGUGGCGACACCGACGCAGCUGGAGCGCUCGGUUCGGACACUGCGAAAGACGAAGUUCGCGAAUCGGAGCAGACUGCUUUCGCCUUGUCUUCGUCUUCUCGUCGGCCAGGCGUGCCGUCGUCUCCCGAAGUGUGCAUCUGUCGACCUCUGCCGUCCUACGGCGACCUUGAGGGAUACGAGGAAGGGCGCAAUGGCGCGAAGCAGCGCGCGGCUAGAGGCUCUCAAGUCCCGUCAACAACGGCCGAGGAGAGGUGCGCGUCGUCCCGCGAUCAGCCCGCAGCGCUCGCGUCUGGCUCGGCCUCGGCGGCGCCGGCUCCGCGGCCAGCGUCCACUUCAGGGUACGGCGUCGUGGUAGAAACAGGGACCGUGGGUGUCCCCUCCUCGGCGUGUCUCUUCCCGUACCAGCGCAAGAGUGCUCCGCCUCACACGCCUGUCUCUUCGGAGAGACGAAGUGGGAGCGGCGGUGCCCCGCGCAGCCGCAGGCGCGAAGACCGGAGCGGCGCUGGAAAGAAACGGACCGGAAAGAAACCGAAGAAGUCGAGAGCCGGCGAACCGCAGAGAUGGACAAGUGCGCGAGAACGCGUGCAGUGGCAUCUGGCCAAAAGUCGCGGCAUGAUUUGA
Messenger RNA from Neospora caninum, 3963 nucleotides. RefSeq lists its product as hypothetical. The record is from RefSeq and is a predicted model, not a curated record. Bases 1 to 3963 code for a protein of 1320 amino acids. NCBI's taxonomy places the organism in Eukaryota, Apicomplexa, Conoidasida, Eucoccidiorida, Sarcocystidae. The transcript is spliced from 2 exons.